Paraphaeosphaeria sporulosa is the source of this 1089-nucleotide messenger RNA. RefSeq lists its product as uncharacterized. The record is from RefSeq and is a predicted model, not a curated record. The transcript has a single exon. The coding region runs from base 384 to 1022 and encodes 212 amino acids. Gene Ontology annotation, molecular function: gamma-glutamylcyclotransferase activity. Lineage: Eukaryota; Fungi; Ascomycota; Dothideomycetes; Pleosporales; Didymosphaeriaceae.
ACGUCCAAGAUACUAGAAAGAUUAUUUUUGACAGGUCAAGAAUAAGCUUCGGGUUUCUCCGAGUGCGCGACUUCAUGUUUAACAUUUGAAGGUUCCAAUCUUCCGGGUUGUCGAUGAAGAACGGACCUUGAAGCCUUCAGACAGGACGCCAAGUUUUCAGUCGAGCCAGAAUGUUUUUACGAUUCGCACUUUAACGAGUGGCCUGCACCUAAGACAACUAUGCCUGCGGUCAACACUUGCACUCUUGCUUCGCAUGCACCAAUCGCGCCAUUUGCAGGAUGAUGUGCGAAUACAGCAUCAUGUGACCUUACUUACAACAACCAGACAACAUCCCAAAGGACUACAAUCCCAGCCUCACAUUCAAGACAACCCAAACUUCCACAAUGGCAGACCCAGCCAACUUCUCCAUUAUCUCAAACAUUCUCUACUUCGCCUACGGCACCAACCUCUCCCCCACCCAACUCUCCCUCCGCUGCACCCACACCCGUUCUUCCUCCAACCCCGUCGCCAUCGCCCGCCUCUCUUCUUACAAAUGGUUCAUCCAGCGCCGCGGCUGCGCAAACAUCAAACCCUCACCCUCAACCUCACCUUGCGCGUCCGAAGACGAAGUCUGGGGCGUCCUUUACGCCAUGCACCCCGCCGACGUCGCUAUCCUGGACACCUACGAAGGCGUUGAUCUGGAUGCAUCUAAUUCUAAGGACACGAGGGGUAUGACCGAAAGACCGACUGAACAGGGUAGGGGACGGCAUAACAAGGUGUACCUUGAAGUGGAUGUUGUGCGGUGGCUUGUUAGGGAGAAAGAAGGCGAGGAUAGGGUGAGAGCAUUGGUGUAUGUUGAUGAGAAGGAUACUGAGGAGGGUGCUGUGAGGGAUAAUUAUGUUGGCAGGAUGAAUAGAGGGGUUAGGGAGGCGCUGGAGCUAGGGUUAAGUAAGGAGUGGGUAGAGAGGGUGGUGAGGAGGUGGGUUUUGGAGGGGGUGGAGGCGGAGGAAGGGUAUGUAGGUGGAGAGAACAGAGGGUUGUAAGGUGGGUGUGCAUAUUAGUCGAUCGGUGAUGAGUUUGGUACAUGUGAGGGCGUGUCAAACGUCGAAG